Pectinophora gossypiella (pink bollworm) is the source of this 703-nucleotide messenger RNA. RefSeq names its product probable 39S ribosomal protein L23, mitochondrial (gene mRpL23). Gene Ontology annotation, cellular component: mitochondrial large ribosomal subunit; ribosome. NCBI's taxonomy places the organism in Eukaryota, Metazoa, Arthropoda, Insecta, Lepidoptera, Gelechiidae. The transcript is spliced from 3 exons. Gene Ontology annotation, molecular function: structural constituent of ribosome. The record is from RefSeq and is a predicted model, not a curated record. Gene Ontology annotation, biological process: mitochondrial translation. Bases 159 to 611 code for a protein of 150 amino acids.
UCUCUACUUGGUCUGUGUGUAUAAUGUUGUGAUGUGAGUGAGGUAAUGAGGUUAUGAAAUAUUUUUCAUCACUUAUCUUAUUUUUCUCGUUGUAUAUUUUUUAUUAGCGUCAUUGUUUCAAGUUUGGAUCCUUUGAAUUACUGCUGUACUCAUCCGAAAUGUCUACACGCUGGUAUCCCAUAUAUCAAAAGGGUAAUCCACAACUCAGAGUAUUUUUGCCCAAUUUCUGGAUGAAACUCGUACGCCCUCUUCCUAAACAAUUACCAAAUAUAGUCAACUUCCAAUGUUCAAUGGAAAUGACAAAGUACGACGUGAAAAACUACUUGCAAAAGAUUUAUAACGUACCGGUAGUGGAGGUACGAACCAGGAUCACAAUGGGUAAAUUCAGAAAAGAUGUUGGAAAAGGGUAUGUUGUUAAAGAUGAUGACAUAAAAUAUGCCUUUGUAACUUUGCCAAAGGACAUGAAAUUUGAAUUCCCAGACAUUGUUGACAAAGCGAAGGAAAAUAAGGAAGAGAAUGAGAAAUCUUUAGAAGACGCAAAGAAAACAUUCAAAGCAUACAUUGAUCGCAAUAAAGAUAGACCUGAUGUCCCCAGUUGGUUCUCCAUUUAGUUCAGAAAUAAUUUGUGUAGAUAAUUAUAGUAUAAUUUAAACAUGUUAAAUACUUUAUAAGCAGGCAAACCAAUAAACAUUACAAAAUACUA